Molecule: messenger RNA, 787 nt
Organism: Erigeron canadensis
Lineage: Eukaryota; Viridiplantae; Streptophyta; Magnoliopsida; Asterales; Asteraceae
Product: dirigent protein 22-like
Exons: 1
Coding region: 28-600 (190 amino acids)
Source: RefSeq, a predicted model, not a curated record
CAUUAUUUUUUUUCUCCAUCUUUAACAAUGGCCAAAAUUUUCCUCUGCCUAAUUUUGAUCACCUUAACACAAAUUUUUCUAGCUAUAGAAGCCAAUCCCAGGUUCCUACAAUCUGUCAAAAACAACCCAAUGAAACAAAGAACCGAAAAACUAAGCCAUUUUCGGUUUUAUUGGCACGAUGUCAUAAGUGGUUCGAACCCAACUUGUGUAAACAUAAUUCGACCACCAGCAGCCAACAAUAAAACAAGUCCAACCGGGUUCGGGAUGGUCAACAUGAUCGAUGAUGCAUUGACCGAAGGGCCCGAGUCGAGUUCUAAGUUAUUAGGAAGAGCCCAAGGUUUUUAUGGGCAGGCUUCUCAACAAGAUGUUGGACUAUUGAUGGCUAUGAAUUUUGCUUUUUCGACCGGGAAGUAUAAUGGGAGUACAAUUACUAUAUUGGGUCGGAACCCGGUUUUUAAUAAGGUUCGAGAAAUGCCCGUGAUCGGAGGAAGCGGGUUGUUUCGGUUUGCUAGAGGUUAUGUACAAGCUAGUACACAUACAUUUGAUAUGAAAACUGGAGAUGCGGUUGUUGAGUAUAAUGUUUAUGUUAUGCAUUAUUGAUAGAUUGAGAUUAUUAUAAUCUUCUUCUUCUUGUUUUUUUUUUUCUUGGCAACAAGUUUAAUGAGUCGCUUUAUCUUUGAAUGUUUUUAGUUUUUAUUUAACGGCGAAUGUUUCUGUAUGUUAGAAUUAAUUAACCGAUAUCAUGAAGUGAACCUUCUUAUCGAACAUCUAUCUAUCUUUUUGGUUU